Molecule: messenger RNA, 2015 nt
Organism: Drosophila subobscura
Lineage: Eukaryota; Metazoa; Arthropoda; Insecta; Diptera; Drosophilidae
Product: xenotropic and polytropic retrovirus receptor 1 homolog
Exons: 5
Coding region: 31-1998 (655 amino acids)
Biological process (GO): phosphate ion transport; cellular response to phosphate starvation
Cellular component (GO): plasma membrane; cytoplasm; Golgi apparatus
Molecular function (GO): inositol hexakisphosphate binding
Source: RefSeq, a predicted model, not a curated record
UAUCAAAGGAAAUAGUUUACAAAAAUCACAAUGAAGUUUGGGAAAACAUUUGAGAGCCUUUUGACCACUGAAUGGCGUCAGCAGUACAUGAAUUAUGUGGAUCUCAAGGCAAUGAUACGCCGCGCCACAGACAAUGCACCAGAUCCCAAGUCUGUCUCCAAAUUGGAGCUGGAACUUUAUUACAAGGACUUUGAGACUCUCUUUUUCUCCACCUGCCUGGAGGAGCUGAAUCGCGUCAAUCAGUUCUUCCAGCAAAAGUUAUCCGAGGCACGCCGCAAACUGGCCACACUCAAGUAUCAGUUUUUGGUGUCCGAUCGUCAUCGUGAUCCCCUGGGGCAUGCCAAGAGCAAAAUGCACUUGGAGGAUGAGGAGCAUCGCAAGCCACUGUCGCAGCGAAAACUGCGUUUAGCCAGCUCGGAGUUCUACUUGAGUUUGAUUAUGCUUCAGAAUUAUCAAACACUUAAUCACACGGCCUUCCGUAAGAUAUGCAAAAAGUAUGACAAGUACAUCAAGUCCAACGCAGGCAUGUACUGGUUCAAAGGACACGCCCUGAAUGCCGAAUAUGCCAAGCCCACGGAGCUGGUGACAAUGUUAAAAGCCGUGGAGGAUCUCUAUACGGAAUAUCUGACAAAUGGCGAUAGAUCCAAGGCCAUGGCAAAGCUCAGGGUGCCGCCAUUGGGCGAAAAGACUUCCUCGACGCGAGUGUUCUUAUCGGGUUUAUUUUUAGGGCUAUUUAUUGUGGGCACAGUCAUGAGUGUGAUUUCAUGGUUUACUUUGGAUUUGAAGCCCGACUUUAAAUUCAUGUUUGUCAGCCUCUUACGUGGCCCCCUGAUGCUCAUUGCUUAUGGCAUUUACUUGGCCUUAAAUGUCGGCAUUUGGCAAAAAGUUGGCAUCAAUCAUGUGCUCAUCUUUGAGGUGGAACAUCGCAAUCAUAUGGGCUUCCUGGGUGCCCUGGAGAUAGGCAGCUUCUGUGGCUAUCUCUUCACCAUCGUUGUACUGGCUUACUUGUACAACGAUGAAUUUGGCAUCAAGGAAUACUACAUUCUUCCCUUGAUCUACAUGACCGUCAUUGCCGUGCUGUUUCUCAAUCCCAUUCGACUCCUGAAUUAUCCCUUUCGCGUUUGGUUGAUGAAACUCUUUGGCAGGGUUAUGGCUGCUCCAUUUUUCUACGUGGGUUUCGCCGACUUUUGGAUGGGCGAUCAAAUGACUUCAAUGGUCCAGUGCUUUGUGGAUCAUUAUUAUUUAUUUCGUUUCUACAUUCGUUACUACAACAAGCAGGAGAAUAGCUACGGCUUUGAGCCCGACUAUGGCGUGGCGCUGAUACGCUGCCUGCCGGCUUGGUUCCGCUUGGCCCAAUGCCUCAGACGCUACAGGGACAGCGGCUCCAAGUCCAAGCAAUAUCUGAUGAAUGCCGUCAAGUACAGUCUCUCGAUUUUGGUUGUCAUCUUUUCCACCAUACAAAUGGAGACAAAUUACAAAUAUAAUUACAUGUUUGAGAAUCCCUGGACCUGGCUGUACCUUUUUACAGCCCUUUUAACGAGUGUUUACUGUUUGUCUUGGGAUCUACUGAAAGACUUUGGUUUGUUCAAGAUUUGGAAAUGGGAGAAUUUAUUUUUGCGUGAGAAUCUGGUCUAUCCAAAGUGGUUUUAUUAUUUUGCCAUCCUAGAAAACUCGCUGCUUCGUUUCGUUUGGAUUCUAGAAAUAGUUUUCAUCUAUUUUGAUGUCUUGACCAUUUACAAUUGCAAAUCCUUGAUAAUCUUUUGCGAAAUAACUCGGCGCUUUGUGUGGAAUUUGUUGCGUUUGGAAAACGAACACUUGAAUAAUUGUGGAAAAUUCCGUGCCACACGUGACAUAUUCCUAACCACACUGAAUCCCACGGAGGAACUGCUACUCGAGCGCAUGAUGGAUGAAUCGGAUCAUCGUUCUUCCGGCAGACCAUCAUCACAGACACAAACCAAAGAUCAAGCCUGUUCCAAGCUUGAUAAGAAAUACUUUUAAAAUUUUGUCAUUCUUUG